Galleria mellonella (greater wax moth) is the source of this 1797-nucleotide messenger RNA. It is a transcript of the gene slmo, whose product is annotated as protein slowmo. Gene Ontology annotation, molecular function: phosphatidic acid transfer activity. NCBI's taxonomy places the organism in Eukaryota, Metazoa, Arthropoda, Insecta, Lepidoptera, Pyralidae. Gene Ontology annotation, biological process: phospholipid transport. The transcript is spliced from 4 exons. The coding region runs from base 192 to 878 and encodes 228 amino acids. Gene Ontology annotation, cellular component: mitochondrial intermembrane space. The record is from RefSeq and is a predicted model, not a curated record.
AAGUCUCUAAUCUGUCAUCAAUACUUUUCGCAAAUUUUCGACUGAUUUCGACUAAUGAAGAGAGAUACUUAGUAGUUUUACUUUUGUCAACGUGAUGUGAGAAAAGAUAAAAUAUUUAAGAAUUAAUGAGAUACUCACAGAUAUCUCAUUAUAGUUGUUUUAUAUAUAGAAAAUAUAGUUAAAAAUCUAACAUGAAGAUUUGGACAUCAGAACACACAUUUAACCAUCCAUGGGAGACAGUUGCGCAGGCAGCAUGGAGAAAAUAUCCCAAUCCUAUGAAUCCAGCCGUCAUUGGGACCGAUGUUGUAGAAAGGAAGGUUGUUAAUGGAGUGCUACAUUCGCACAGACUCGUCAGUUCUAAAUGGUUUUUUCCGCGUUGGGCACAGGCGCUUAUUGGAACUGCCAAAAUAUGUUAUGCAAGUGAAAAAUCAGAAGUAAAUCCUAUGCAACGACAGAUGACACUUAAAACCACAAAUUUAACAUUCUGCCAUUAUAUAGCUGUUGAUGAAACUGUCAAAUACACUCCGCAUCCUUCUGAUCCUUCAAAGACUCUUUUAACACAAGAAGCAGUAGUUACUGUACAAGGUGUUCCCCUUAGUAGUUACAUGGAGGAUUUAUUAGCAAAUAAAAUUUCAUUGAACGCUGGAAAAGGAAGGCAAGCAAUAGAGUGGGUUAUUGGUAAAUUGGAUUCUGAAAUAAAGGAGCUUGCAAGCACAGCAGCUAAGAGUACAGAUGAGCUCUUAUCACAUACAAAAAAAUCCCUUGAUGAUAUAACAUCAACUGCUAGGAAAUCAAUGGAUGACAUAUCAUCUAAAGCAAAGAGAUCACUUGAUGACAUUGAAAAAUUCACAAAAGCAAAUGCUAAUCAACGGAGCUGAAAAGAGGAGUGAUCCCAACAAUACUUAGUUUCAAUUGAAUCAUUAUUAUGUAUCUAUUUAUUAUACAGGAUGGACUUGCAUUAUUUAUAGCACAGAUUUGUGUUAAAUGUGAUUAAUGCUGUGCAAUGUAAAUAGUAUAAUUUAAUCAUACAUUAUACAUAGCAACUGACACUGCUUAAUUUUUGAUACUCAUAUUUUUUAUUAAAUCAGACAAAUGGAUACUCAUUACAUUCAGUUAGUCAUCACAGUUAUAGUUGCAGAAGUAAUUUCAAUAUAUGAAUGAAAUAAAACGUUUUAAUUUCUAAAUACUUUCAUUGUCUUUUGGUCUAUUCAUAGAUUGAAUAUAUAAAAUAUAUAAAUUUAGAAGAAAUUAUUUUAUGUUUUCUUCACAUUAUAAAACAAUAGUAGACUUACUCAUUGCUCAUGAGGUAGAUAUUUUUUAAUUAAGUUUUUUUUAUAAAUUACCUAUAGAUUUAAAAUUAUAUUAUAAAGGUAAACAUAGGGCAUAAAAAUGUAUACACCAUAAAAUUAUUUACAUUCAUAAGAGAUGCAAAAUCUUUUUUUAUACUGUGGGUGAGUGGUAUUAAAUUGUAGUUAGAAUUUAAAUGCUUUAUACUAAUUUCAUAAUAUCAAUCUAUUAUUUUAAAUUUGAUUAGAACUAUCAUUAUUACAAUAUAUAACAUAAAUAGAUGAUAGACAUGAUGACACUAUAAAAUAGUGAUUAUGUAUAGUAAUAAACAAUACUACAAUUGUAUUGUUAAUAGUGCUAUGAUAUGACUGUGUACCUGCCUCAUAUUUAUAAGAAAUACCACUGAAAUGAACAUCGGCGUUAUUUAAUACAAGGUAAUUUAUAAAAAAAAAGUAUUUUGUUUGUAUUUCUCAAUAACUUUCACUUGUUUACAAUAAAUUUUCGUUCAAA